Molecule: messenger RNA, 1944 nt
Organism: Colletotrichum phormii
Lineage: Eukaryota; Fungi; Ascomycota; Sordariomycetes; Glomerellales; Glomerellaceae
Product: cation transporter
Exons: 2
Coding region: 1-1944 (647 amino acids)
Biological process (GO): potassium ion import across plasma membrane; intracellular potassium ion homeostasis
Cellular component (GO): plasma membrane
Molecular function (GO): high-affinity potassium ion transmembrane transporter activity
Source: RefSeq, a predicted model, not a curated record
AUGUCAACGCCACGACGACCGACGACUUCUCAUCAACGCGCCCAGGAUGGAGAAAACUCAUCAACGAACGGACUUCAGUCAUUUCUACCACCUCUGAACUUCAUAACACUGCAUUACGCCUACUUCAUCGGCACAACCCUCCUCGCAUCGGCAAUCUUCUACGCCUCGUCGAAUCCACACGGCAGCAUCAGCUAUGUCGACUCUCUUUUCCUCGUCAUCUCCGCCAUGACGGAAGCCGGACUGAACACGGUCAAUCUCAGUGAGAUGACUGUCUGGCAACAGGUGCUGCUAUGGCUGCUUAUCAUUAUCGGCAGCUCUGUAUGGGUUUCGAUAUGGACAGUUGUGGCAAGGAAACACGUCUUUGAAAAGAGCCUCCGGGGGGUUGUCCGUACCCAGAAUGAGGGAGAUCAGCAGGGCGGGGGCUUGCCCAUAUUCAGAAACAGUAUUGCUGCGACUCAAGAGAAAAGGGGCGCGAGUGGCACUGGCUUGGGAGACUUGGGGGCCUCAUCUCAGGCUCGAGCCGCAGGGAACCACAUCACUAUCGAGACGACCGGAAACAUUACCCGCCGUUCAACACCAUCAACUCUCUCGGGCAAAAAGCCUACCCGCCCUUGGCUGUCCUUCCUCAGCGCCUCUAAAGAGGCACGCAACUCCCAGCUCCACUCCCUCACGGGGCCCGAACGCUCCCGUCUAGGAGGCCUCGAAUACCGGGCCCUUCACCUCUUGUCAAUCGUAGUCCCACUGUAUUCAGUGCUCUGGCAAGUACUAGGCUGUCUUGCUCUGGGAGCUUGGAUCGCGAACAAUAUGCCUACCGUCGCGACGUCCAAUGGCGCAAACCCCUGGUGGGCCGGCAUAUUCUUUGCCGUCUCAGCCUUCAACAAUUCAGGCAUGUCGUUGCUGGACGCCAACGUAGUGCCCUUCCAGCAGGCAUAUUUCGUACUUAUCACCAUGGGCCUCCUUAUCUUGGCGGGCAACACGGCUUAUCCGCUGUUUCUGAGGCUCAUCUUCUGGUCAGCGUUAAAGAUACUUCGAGCGUUGACCGCCGAGGGAACAUUAGUGGAGCUGAAGAACACAUUGGAGUUCAUACUGGAAUACCCGCGUCGAGUUUAUACCAAUCUUUUCCCGUCACGACCGACGUGGUGGCUCUUCUUCAUGGUUCUUAUGACGAAUGGUAUUGACUGGAUGGCGUUCGAGGUUCUCAAUAUCGGCAACCCGGUUAUCGAAGCCAUUCCUACUGGAGCAAGAGUUCUGGACGGCUUGUUCCAAGCCUUUGCUGUCCGCUCCGGAGGCUUCUACGUCAUCCCCAUAGCCUCCGCCUAUCCGGGAUUACAGGUAUUGUACGUUAUUAUGAUGUAUAUCUCCGUGUACCCCGUGGUGAUCACGAUGCGACACUCCAACGUCUACGAAGAGCGGUCUCUAGGAAUCUACCACGACGAUGAAAUAUCUCCAGGCUCUUCUAACUCGGAAGUGAAGAUGCAUCCAAUGGGUAGCAGUGUUCUGACACACUUCUUCCGGGAGAAUCUUAGCUUUGCUGGUGUUGGCGCAGCCAAAACCGAUAAGAGAGGCAACGGGUUUGAAACUCGAAUGAGCUUCGUGAACCAGCAAAUCCGGGGACAGCUCGCCCAUGAUUUGUGGCUUCUCGCACUGGCUGUUCUAGUCAUCGUAACUAUAGAGACGUCGCACUUCCUGGAAGAUCCAGUUCGCUUUUCGGUCUUCAAUGUCAUUUUUGAGGUAGUUUCGGGCUAUGGCUGUGUUGGCAUAUCUGUGGGACUACCUAAAGAUGCUAUGAGUUUCUCUGGGGGUUGGCAUCCCGGGAGCAAACUGGUAUUGUGUCUUGUGAUGUUGAGAGGGCGUCAUCGAGGUUUGCCGGUGGCGCUAGACAGGGCUGUGCGACUACCUGUACAGAGGCUAUUAGAGGAGGAGGAGAAGGAACAUUGGAGGUGA